AUGUCAUCAUUCGUUUGCGUAACCCCGCAGAUGUCCACACUGCAAAACGAUCAACAGAUUAUGCUCGAGGACUCGCGGCCAAUUUCGGUCGAGGAGACACGAUGGCAUGCGUCAGACGAAGCAAUAGUGCCCGCUGAGCUUCACGAAGAGCACUACCAGCUGUGGACCCCUGACGGCAUGUCGCAAUCCUGCUGUACAUCUCCGAGCACAUCUGCGGGCAGCUCACCUCUUCACGAUGCCGGCGCAUUCUUCCAUCGCGAGCUUCAGUGCAGAGCAGACGCUUUCGUUGCAGCUCUGUCGCUCUGGGAAGCAGACAAUCACAAUGACGCUCAUCGUAAGACGGCGCUCGCUUUCACAACGCCAGAAGAGGCCCCCGUCGAAUGUCCUGACGAAGCGGGAGAGAUCGACAUCAUGCUAGAGCCUGCGCCAGGUCAAGCGCGUCGCGCGAGCUGUCACUCACUCGUCGAUGACCAGCUAUUGGCUCGCUUUGACCUCGGCCUUGCUUUGUCAGUGUGCAUGCAUUGUUAA
This is a messenger RNA of Mixia osmundae IAM 14324, 528 nucleotides long. RefSeq lists its product as uncharacterized. Bases 1 to 528 code for a protein of 175 amino acids. The transcript is spliced from 2 exons. The record is from RefSeq and is a predicted model, not a curated record. Lineage: Eukaryota; Fungi; Basidiomycota; Mixiomycetes; Mixiales; Mixiaceae.